AUGUUCCCGCCUCCCGACUCUCACGAGCGCGCCCUCCCCACCGCUUCUCCGUCACAAAACUGCCUUGCCGCCCACCUCGUGGUCCGCGGCGGCUCUGGCCCAGACCGCAACCCCCCGGAACAAAAAACACAUCCUCCUCCCGACUCCCCUCUCGCCCGCGCGCUCCCUGGGAAGGCCUUAUUUAAAGGACGCGGCGGCACCGCCUCGACCCUGCGUGAUGGCGUCACCAGUGACGCAGUGGGCGGGGCCCUCUCCAGAUCCCCAGACUCCUGGUAG
Messenger RNA from Rangifer tarandus platyrhynchus (Svalbard reindeer), 276 nucleotides. Lineage: Eukaryota; Metazoa; Chordata; Mammalia; Artiodactyla; Cervidae. The record is from the annotation of a GenBank genome assembly.